Molecule: messenger RNA, 694 nt
Organism: Eubalaena glacialis (North Atlantic right whale)
Lineage: Eukaryota; Metazoa; Chordata; Mammalia; Artiodactyla; Balaenidae
Gene: IL18
Product: interleukin 18
Exons: 6
Coding region: 116-694 (192 amino acids)
Biological process (GO): immune response; inflammatory response
Molecular function (GO): cytokine activity
Source: RefSeq, a predicted model, not a curated record
CAGCGGGGAGUUCUGCUACCCAAAGCUUUCCACAUUCCUGGCUGGCUGCUUCGGCUGCUGAAGGGCUGCCUUCUAUCGGGAAAAGAAAGGGACUUCAAACCUUUCAGGAAUAAAGAUGGCUGCUGAACCAGAAGACAAUUGCAUCAGCUUUGUGGAAAUGAAAUUUAUUAACAGUACACUUUACUUUGUAGCUGAAAAUGAUGAAGACCUGGAAUCAGAUUACUUUGGCAAGCUUGAACCUAAGUUCUCAGUCAUACGAAAUUUGAACGACCAAGUUCUCUUCAUUAACCAGGGAAGUCAACCCGUCUUUGAGGAUAUGCCUGAUUCUGACUGUUCAGAUAAUGCACCCCAGACCAUAUUUAUCAUAUGUAUGUAUAAAGACAGCCUCACUAGAGGUCUGGCAGUAACCAUCUCUGUGCACUGUAAGAAAAUUUCUACUCUCUCCUGUAAGAACAAAAUUAUUUCCUUUAAGGAAAUGAGUCCUCCUGAUAAUAUUGAUGAUGAAGGAAAUGACAUCAUAUUCUUUCAGAGAAGUGUUCCAGGACAUGAUGAUAAGAUACAAUUUGAGUCUUCAUUGUACAAAGGAUACUUUCUAGCCUGUAAAAAAGAGAACGACCUUUUCAAACUCAUUUUGAAAAAAAAGGAUGAAAAUGGAGAUAAAUCUGUAAUGUUCACUGUUCAAAACAAGAACUAG